AUGGCAGACAAGGAUCAAUUGAUGGAAUCAGACUUGCCUCCCAAGAAUGCUAGUCACAGCACCGCGCUUGGACAACGUCAGAUUCGCAAACUGACUGCAAUUCUCCAACAUCUUGAUCUUGAAUCACCAGCGAUUGCAGUAAAUACCAAAAACCCUGCUCACUCAGAUCCCACAGGACGCCUGCUUCGGCAGCCAGGUUUGGAUGACCAAAAAAAAUCAAAACCUCGUAUUGGAGGAUCCUCAUCUUUUGGUGUCGGUGCUUGCGCCACAACCCUGCAUUUCUCGCCCGCUAAUCCACAACAGGACCAACCAUUGACUUUUUCUUCUGGUCCCUUCGGGGUCGCUGAUGGCACCUGGCUUUUCAAUAUUGUGAGCUCAAGACUUCUUUGUCGAAAUCCCAUUCAAUUGGCUUUGCCUCAUUGUCCGAGGUGGUGGGUGAGAUGGGGGGUUUUGCUGCAUAUUGUCGCAGAUUUUGGUGCUUCGCGCUCGAGCCGCGAGGAGGCUGGUGCUAGCACAGCUUAUUGCCCAAUGUUGUCUUGUGUCAAGUUUUUGUUGGUGUUCCUCGUCAGAUGA
This is a messenger RNA of Pochonia chlamydosporia 170, 573 nucleotides long. RefSeq lists its product as hypothetical. The record is from RefSeq and is a predicted model, not a curated record. Bases 1 to 573 code for a protein of 190 amino acids. The transcript has 2 exons. NCBI's taxonomy places the organism in Eukaryota, Fungi, Ascomycota, Sordariomycetes, Hypocreales, Clavicipitaceae.